Molecule: messenger RNA, 3543 nt
Organism: Psammomys obesus (fat sand rat)
Lineage: Eukaryota; Metazoa; Chordata; Mammalia; Rodentia; Muridae
Gene: Rhpn2
Product: rhophilin Rho GTPase binding protein 2
Exons: 15
Coding region: 52-2112 (686 amino acids)
Biological process (GO): negative regulation of stress fiber assembly; signal transduction
Molecular function (GO): protein binding
Source: RefSeq, a predicted model, not a curated record
CUCCUGGUAGCCGCUGCACCUCAGUUCACCGUCGGCUCCCUCGCUGCCAGCAUGACCGACGCGCUGCUACCCGCGAACCCCCAGCCGCUGGAGAAAGAGCGAGACGACUACUUUCGGAAGGGUUGUAAUCCUCUUGCACAAACUGGCCGGAGCAAGUUGCAGAAUCAAAGGGCUGCCUUGAACCAGCAGAUCCUCAAGGCUGUGCGGAUGCGGACAGGAGCCGAAAACCUUCUCAAAGUUGCCACGAACCAGAAGGUGCGGGAGCAGGUUCGCCUGGAGCUGAGCUUUGUCAACUCAGACCUGCAGAUGCUGAAGGAGGAGCUAGAGGGGCUCAACAUCUCCGUGGGGGUGUACCAGGGCACCGAGGAGACAUUUGCCAUUCCUCUGAUUCCUCUCGGCCUGAAGGAAACCAAAGAAGUUGACUUUUCGGUCGUCCUCAAGGAUUUUAUUUUGGAACAUUACAGCGAGGACAGCUCUUUGUACGAGGAUGACAUCGCAGACCUCAUGGACCUUAGACAGGCUUGUCGCACCCCCAGCAGGGAUGAGGCGGGCGUCGAACUGCUCAUGUCCUACUUCAUCCAGCUGAGCUUCGUGGAGAGCCGGUUUUUCCCACCCACCCGCCACAUGGGGCUCUUGUUUACCUGGUAUGACUCCCUCACCGGGGUUCCAGUCAGCCAGCAGAACUUGCUGCUGGAGAAGGCCAGCAUUCUCUUCAACAUCGGGGCGCUGUACACGCAGAUUGGGACCCGAUGUAACCGGCAGACGCAGGCUGGGCUGGAAAGCGCUGUGGAUGCCUUCCAGAGAGCUGCAGGGGUUUUAAACUACCUGAAAGAGACCUUCACCCAUACUCCAAGUUACGACAUGAGCCCCGCCAUGCUCAGCGUGCUGGUCAAAAUGAUGCUCGCCCAAGCCCAGGAGAGCGUGUUUGAGAAAGUCUGCCUCCCGGGGAUCCAGAAUGAGUUCUUCAUGUUGGUAAAGGUGGCUCAGGAGGCCGCCAAGGUGGCAGAGGCCUACCGGCAGCUGCAUGCAGCCAUGAGCCAGGAACCAGUGAAGGAGAACAUCCCGUAUUCAUGGGCCAGCGUGGCCUAUGUGAAGACCCACCACUAUGGGGCCCUGGCUCAGUACUUUGCCGCCACCCUCCUCAUCGACCACCAGUUAAAGCCGGGCGCAGAUGAGGACCACCAGGAGAAGUGCAUCUCCCAGCUCUACGACCGCAUGCCGGAAGGGAUGGCGCCCCUGGCCACGCUGAAGAACGAGGGGCAGCGCGUGCUGCUGGGUAAAGGACAUCUGCACCGGGCCAUUGGCCACCACGAGGAGUCGCUGAGGGAGGCCAACCUGUGCAAGAAGCUGCGGGACAUUCAGGUGCUCCGGGAUGUGCUGUCCGCUGCCCACCAGCGCACUCAGCUCAAGUACACCCAGCACCGAGAGGAUGAUGAUCUGCUCAACUUGAUUGACGCUCCCGAUGUCCUCCCAAGAACUGAGCGAGAGGCAGGAAUAAUGGUCCCCCAGUUCUCCAGAGUGACGGUUACAGACUUCUUCCAGAAGCUGGGCCCCCUGUCUGUGUUUUCGGCCAACAAAAGAUGGACGCCUCCUCGAGGCAUUCACUUCAUGGUGGAAGAAGGAGACUUGGGGUUCACUUUGCGAGGGAACACCCCCGUCCAGGUGCACUUCCUAGAUCCUCAGUGCUCUGCUUCGCUGGCAGGAGCUAAGGAAGGAGACUACAUUGUUUCCAUUCAAGGCGUGGAUUGUAAAUGGCUGACCGUGAGUGAGGUCAUGAAAUUGCUUAAGAGCUUUGGCGGGGAGGAGGUUGAGAUGAAGGUGGUGAGCCUCCUGGACUCCACAUCAUCCAUGCAUAACAAGAGCGCCACUUACUCUGUGGGGAUGCAGAAAACCUACUCCAUGAUCUGCCUGUCCAUGGAUGAGGACGAUAAGACUGACAAAGCCAAGAAGAUCUCAAAAAAGCUCUCCUUCCUGAGCUGGGGCACCAGUAAGAACAGACAGAAGUCGGCCAGCACGCUGUGCCUCCCUGAGGUUGGCCUGGCGAGGCCUCACACCAAGAAGAAGCUUCCGACUCCCUUCAGCCUGCUCAACUCCGACAGCUCUCUGUACUGAAGGAGGAACCGGAAUGGUCAGCCCGAGGCUGGACGGCCGUCUAAACACCCGUGCCAUGAUAGGAACGUUCUCCAACCCCGUCUUCUCAGAGUGGAAGCUUGCGUCUGAUGGGCUUGAGAAAGUGAGAAGAAAGCUCUAGAAGUUGGUGGAAACCCAGCCGCGUGGGGAUUUUCACACUGCUGCGGUUAUUUAUUCUCUAAAGCAGGGGAGGGAAGAGCCUGGACGCAUUGGCUGUUUUUUGUUUGGUUUUUGUUGUUGUUGUUUUUCUUAGAUGAGGUUUCUCUUUGUAGCCCCGCCUGUUCUAGAACUUGAUCUGUAGACCAGGCUGGCCUGGAACUCAUGGAGAUCCAGCUGCCUCUGCCUCCUGAGUGCUAGGACUAAAGGCUUGCACCACCAUCGCCCAGCUGCUGUGGCUGUGUCUGUUUUGUUUUUGUAUUUUUAAGUAUAAGUACUCUAUCUGCAUGUAUACCUGCAAGCCAGAAGAGGGCAUCAGAUCCCUUUAGAGAUGGUUUCGAGCCACCACGUGGUUGCAGCCAGUGCUCUAAACCACAGCCAUCUCUCCAGCUCCUGCUCUGGCUGUUCUCAACAGCUGUGGUGAUGAUAUUCAGGAACUGUGAGAGAUGAGUGUCUAGAUUUGGGUGAUAGUGAUUUCCUAACCUUGAGUUCAAAUGACCCUUGAAUGGAGGCAAAUUAGAGGAGUUGCUAAAACCAGGCUGCUCAGCAGAUCUCUUGAGUUUGAGAGCAGUCUGGUCUACACAGUGAGUUCCAGGACAGCCGGGGCUACAGAGACCCUGUCUCAAACAAAUGAAAACAAAACAAAAAACCCAAACAGGCAGCUUUUUCUACUUGGGAAUUUAUGAAAUGAAAAAAUAUCUUACAUCAUUCCUACAUAAUUUGAAUGUUAUUUCCUGGAUAAAGUCCUGUUUUGCCCAGACGUAGUCCAGGCUCAGCUUUCCCUCCAGUCCCAUCACACUGACCAGUUGCUAACACAGCAGUGUUAGGAGAUACUGUCUACAGGGUAGAUAAUAUGCUGUUUGAUACUCAAAACGUUGCUCUUUUGGUCUAAAGUAGGAGGUAUGUAACUAUGUAUUUUAAGAGUCUUGGUUUAAACAGUAGUUUUGCAGUUUACAAGGCAAAGACGUAAACUUACUCAAGUUGAAACCUCUCCUUGACUUUUGAAGACGUAUCUAACUACCAGCUUGACUUUGGGGCUAUCGGUUGGAUGACACUGUGACUGUUUUCAGAGUCAUGGUUGACACAGCUUAAGUGUUGUGCUUAAAGAUAUAGCCUGUGGAUCUUAAUUCGAGGAUUUAAAUAUUUUUCUAUUGUGCAAUAUCUUGAGAAAGCAAAUGCCUUAAGGAAAGUGUGCCCACUAUCCCUGGGGCUGUGUUUGUAUAAUAUUUAAAUAAAUAGUCAUGUUCAUUAUUUGAA